Micropterus dolomieu (smallmouth bass) is the source of this 1829-nucleotide messenger RNA. RefSeq lists its product as uncharacterized. NCBI's taxonomy places the organism in Eukaryota, Metazoa, Chordata, Actinopteri, Centrarchiformes, Centrarchidae. The transcript is spliced from 2 exons. The coding region runs from base 25 to 1515 and encodes 496 amino acids. The record is from RefSeq and is a predicted model, not a curated record.
GUGUUUUUAGAUGUUCUAAGCUGGAUGUUUGGUGGUCUAAAUGUGUUUUUAGAUGUUCUAAGCUGGAUGUUUGGUGGUCUAAAUGUGUUUCUAGAUGUUCUAAACUGGAUGUUUGGUGGUCUAAAUGUGUUUCUAGAUGUUCUAAGCUGGAUGUUUGGUGGUCUAAAUGUGUUUCUAGAUGUUCUAAGCUGGAUGUUUGGUGGUCUAAAUGUGUUUCUAGAUGUUCUAAGCUGGAUGUUUGAUGGUCUAAAUGUGUUUCUAGAUGUUCUAAGCUGGAUGUUUGGUGGUCUAAAUGUGUUUCUAGAUGUUCUAAGCUGGAUGUUUGGUGGUCUAAAUGUGUUUCUAGAUGUUCUAAGCUGGAUGUUUGGUGGUCUAAAUGUGUUUCUAGAUGUUCUAAGCUGGAUGUUUGGUGGUCUAAAUGUGUUUCUAGAUGUUCUAAGCUGGAUGUUUGGUGGUCUAAAUGUGUUUCUAGAUGUUCUAAGCUGGAUGUUUGGUGGUCUAAAUGUGUUUCUAGAUGUUCUAAGCUGGAUGUUUGGUGGUCUAAAUGUGUUUCUAGAUGUUCUAAGCUGGAUGUUUGGUGGUCUAAAUGUGUUUCUAGAUGUUCUAAGCUGGAUGUUUGGUGGUCUAAAUGUGUUUCUAGAUGUUCUAAGCUGGAUGUUUGGUGGUCUAAAUGUGUUUCUAGAUGUUCUAAGCUGGAUGUUUGGUGGUCUAAAUGUGUUUCUAGAUGUUCUAAGCUGGAUGUUUGGUGGUCUAAAUGUGUUUCUAGAUGUUCUAAGCUGGAUGUUUGGUGGUCUAAAUGUGUUUCUAGAUGUUCUAAGCUGGAUGUUUGGUGGUCUAAAUGUGUUUCUAGAUGUUCUAAGCUGGAUGUUUGGUGGUCUAAAUGUGUUUCUAGAUGUUCUAAACUGGAUGUUUGGUGGUCUAAAUGUGUUUCUAGAUGUUCUAAGCUGGAUGUUUGGUGGUCUAAAUGUGUUUCUAGAUGUUCUAAGCUGGAUGUUUGGUGGUCUAAAUGUGUUUCUAGAUGUUCUAAGCUGGAUGUUUGGUGGUCUAAAUGUGUUUCUAGAUGUUCUAAACUGGAUGUUUGGUGGUCUAAAUGUGUUUCUAGAUGUUCUAAGCUGGAUGUUUGGUGGUCUAAAUGUGUUUCUAGAUGUUCUAAGCUGGAUGUUUGGUGGUCUAAAUGUGUUUCUAGAUGUUCUAAACUGGAUGUUUGGUGGUCUAAAUGUGUUUCUAGAUGUUCUAAGCUGGAUGUUUGGUGGUCUAAAUGUGUUUCUAGAUGUUCUAAGCUGGAUGUUUGGUGGUCUAAAUGUGUUUCUAGAUGUUCUAAGCUGGAUGUUUGGUGGUCUAAAUGUGUUUCUAGAUGUUCUAAGCUGGAUGUUUGGUGGUCUAAAUGUGUUUCUAGAUGUUCUAAGCUGGAUGUUUGGUGGUCUGAACUGGGUUCUUUAUGGUCUAAGCAUUUUUAAAAGUGUUACAGGUUCAGAUUUCAGAUUCAUAAACAUUUCUUUGAAUUUCUCAGUCUGAGGUGUUCUCCUUCAGUGAGUCCUGCACCAGGACACAGACCAGGUUUUUGUCUCCACCUUGUUGAGAACUUUUUCAGUCAGACUGGAGAACUGAUUUAAGAGGAAAACACUGAGCUUCAGUUUUCUGCAGAACAAACUGAGUGUGUUUCAGUGUUCGCCACGCUCUCCUCCCUCGCCGCUGUGCUGUCCAAACACAGACGCUGCAUGACAAACUGUGUGUGCGCCCACAGCAGACGAGCCGACGAGGGCCAGAAAUCAGGUUUUAUGAGUUGUUGAGACAUCAGUUUGUAAAGACCAGUCUUCUGUAAAUGGAGU